Messenger RNA from Punctularia strigosozonata HHB-11173 SS5, 975 nucleotides. RefSeq lists its product as uncharacterized. The record is from RefSeq and is a predicted model, not a curated record. Lineage: Eukaryota; Fungi; Basidiomycota; Agaricomycetes; Corticiales; Punctulariaceae. The coding region runs from base 27 to 839 and encodes 270 amino acids. The transcript has 4 exons.
GCGAAGCAUCGUUCAGAGAGCGUGCGAUGACCUCUUUGGAUAUCGAGCGAUGGAUCAACAGGGGCGGGAUCAGGCGGGAGAUCCCACCACGAGCUCUGGCGGCGAUAUGCGAAGACGCGGUGUCUUCUCUUCUAUCGUCGCCUUUUACCGCAACGACAAUGAGGGACGUCGAGUUUGUAGCGCCGGCAUGGGAGAAGCGUGUUCGCUCCGCUCUGGCUUCGCGGCUGGAGGAUGCUGGAGCUGCAUCCUCAAGAAAUGUCCCCGAGGUAUUGCAUGAAUGGCUGUCCAAGGAAGUACAUGAUAACAUCGCGGAGCUCCGAUGCACGGGAAUCGUCUUCGGCUCCCUCACGGAUGGCGAUGAUGAUGCCAAGGCGUACGAUGACCAUUACCGUCAUCCGUACCCCACGUUCCGGCACUACCAGAAAGAGACUUCGUACGCGCGUCUCGUCGCCCCGUUCCGCGGUCGUGAGCACCUGCGCUGGGUUCCACUCAGUGUGAUGGACAAGGGGUACCACCCCAUCGUCCUACCGUUUGGACGAAGGCGCGAGCAUAUCGGUCUCUUCCGUCAACUGGACAGCGAGGACGAGAACGACGGCGUUCUCUUGACCCUUUCGGAAGAUCUACGUCCGGUCGAGACAGCCUGCACGAACGACAUCAAGAACGAGGAAACGGGGUUGCACGUCCUGGCGUCGACAUCUGCGGAUGCUGCGAUUUACUGGGUCACGAGGACCACCAAGCUUGUGCACGCUCUCCGCCCUGAGCAGAAGCGACGUAUCGCCGUUUCGUGCGCGAAAGGCGCAUUCAUCGCAUGUACGUGCGGUUUUGAAUGGGAUGACUAGGUGUUUGCCAGCUCGUCUUGAUCCUCCUCGGAUCCGGUGGGUAUGUAUACUUGACGAAUAUGUUCACGUUGCAUGCACGACUUGAUGUCAUUACAAUCGAGUUUCUGGAUCACAAGUUGGCUGCCUGCUGGAAAAU